CUGUAUCCAUGUGUGGUUCCCUCCCUCUCUCUGUUACGUAUGUCUGCAAAAUGGGUCUUGAAAAAUUUGGCUCGUUCCCUGAAUAAAUGCAAGCACUUUUGUACCCAUCCUGCCUGGAGGUCAUAUUUUGUUAUGUGUACUCCCUUCCCUGCUGUACACUGGUGAUGCAGCAGUGAUGGCGACUGAAGAGAAUAAGGUCAGAGCUACAACGGCCACCAGUGGUGAUGGGUCUGCUGGUAGAGGAGAGAGGGAGGGGGCCGACACCAGCCUCUCACCUGAGCUAGUAAUGGAGCUGAAAAAAGAUUUUAUAUUCCCUAUGAAGGACGCACAGCCCCAGCUACUAAAAGAUUGCAGGGUGUCCAUUAAAGACCGCCAGAGGAAGCAGCUGGUUUGUGCAGCUUGUAAGAAGCAUAUGAAUAAUAUUAAGACAGCCAAAUCUCACAUUGAGACCAAGGAACACAAAAUCAAACUGAAGGAGCAUGAGCUGGAGAGGUUCCUGCCAGCCCUACCCAGGGAGUACCCAGCUGAGUCCCUCCAGUCCCUCACAGAUUUCCUCACCAAGACCUUCCAGGACCACUCUGCCAGGGAGCAGAGAGAGACUCGGUUCAGUGUGGCCACCGAGCUGCAGGGCUACCUCAAUGAGGAUGGCCUAGAUGUGACAGUGAGUGUGUUUGGUUCCAGUGCAUCUGGAUUUGCUCUGAAGUCCAGCAAUGUUAAUCUCAACGUCAACUUCUCUACACCAACUGAAAACCCGUUGGUGAUUGCUCGCUCUAUGAAAGGUGUUGCUGAGUGUCUGAGGAAUGGAGGUGAAACUUAUGAGGAUGUGGAGGAAGACUACUUUUCUUUCAAUAGGAUCCCUAGGAUUCUUUUUCAACACAAGCACAGUAAGCUGAAGUGUGAAAUACGUAUUGAAGCUGGAAAUCCAGCUGCUUUGUGCUCACUCCUCAAACUCUAUGGUGAGAUUGAUGUCCGCUGUGUCCAACUUGCUGUCCUGUUCAGACUCUGGGCCAGGAUAUGUGGUCUUGACAGCCAGGAGAGCGGCCACUACCCUGGACACAUGUUUGUGUUGAUGGUCAUUCAUUUCCUGCAGCAAAUCAAUGUUCUUCCUAUUCUUCAUGAGCUGUACAAGGAAAAGACAGGAAAGUCAAAAAAGUACAGUGGUAAAAGUGGAAGCGGGCCAACAAGUCCAGAAACCAAAGCACCCACACCACAGCACAGCACGAAGCCUGGUGAUAAAGACAGCAGUGGAGGGACUGAUCAGGAAGGGGUUGGGGAGGGGGAAGGGGAUGAAGACGACAUUGUCGUGUUUGAAGAAUCUGAGACGGGGAGGGCGGCCGGUGGUGAUGAAGUGGAAGAUGAUGGGGCAGAGAAGGAUGCAAAGGAGAAAGUAGGGGAGAGGAAGCAGUACAAGGUUGAUUAUUUCUCUCUCGUGAGUGAGCUGUCCAGCCAGUGGGAAACAUCAAAUCAUCAGUCAUUGGGGGAACUCUGGCUUGGUUUGCUUAUGUACUAUGCAAUUGAUUUCAAGGUCCAGGAACACGCUGUGAGCAUUCGCCAGAAGCAAUCUCUUUUGAGAAAGUCCCGACAAUGGGGGGAUGUUAGACUAGCUGUGGAAGAUCCCAUGGUAUUUAACAGCAAUCUUGGAAGAGGCUCAACCUCUAAUCUAGUGUACAGCUACCUGAUGGGCAGUUUGAGGCUCACUGCACUUUACUUCAAUGUCUACAGUGACCCGUCGUCAUCCACAACUCUGACUGAGUCACAAAGUUUUAGAAACAAUGUCAAACGUGAUGAUACGUCAUCUGCCAGCAUUAGUUGGAAUAAUACGGACUGUGGUGGAUCAAGGUCGUCAGGUGGACAUGAGAAAACAGAAGUCGUGAGGGGGGAGAGGGAGGGAUUGGGAGGGAGUAUUGAGCACCAGGACAGCAGCAUUGUUUCCGUCUCAUCAUCUGUCCUAGUAGCCAGCACACGGUCUCAAGAGGAUGUCCAUUCACCUGUGGACCUCACUUUCCUCAAUAAGCAACCCUCAGAGGCAUCUGGCCAGCAGGCAGCAGGAGACCUUCAUCCUUGCCAUGAGUCAGGGUGCACCCAUGAGGUGGCACCACAAACGAUGCCCUCUGACAAGGCUUGUCCCACGGAGUGUGUUGAAGAUGAAUUUGAAGGUCUGGCCAUCACGGCGGAGGGUCAGAUUUCUCAAAAAGAGGCAGACAAAGAGGAAUCUACACAGAUAUCUUCGUCUCCCAAAGUAUUGUCAUCUAAUGAAGCCUCCACCACUGCCUUCCAAGAGUGUGACAAUGAUCCUUGUAAUUCAAGGAAAACUCUCGUGUUUGCUAGGGAAGAAUUUGUCUUUCAGGAAUAUCCACUGGCAUGUUUAAACUGUAAGAAACUGAAGCACACAAUACUGGAGUGUCCUGAGCUUGACCUGGCAUCCAAGUAUAAAGAAAUGCUUCCAGACAAGUACCCUAGCAGUUUUUAUUUGAAAUGCAUCAGCAGUUGCUUCGCUGAAAACAUGAGAAUGGAGCUGCCAGAUGAAGCUGAUAUCCUGAUGCGUCAAGAAAUAUUGAGGUCUAUUCUUGCAGAUAUCACUGGUCUCUACCCAUGUGCCAAGCUGGAAAUGUUUGGUUCCUCUGCUAAUGGAUUUGGCUCAAAAAGUAGUGACCUGGACAUCUGCUUGACUAUACCUGAUCAUGACAAGGAAUCAAGAGCAGAGAUUAUUGAGCGAAUUGCACAAGAUAUAAAGAAAAAAAGAAGGAAAUAUGAGCAAGUGUUUCCCAUCACAAGUGCCCGGGUUCCCAUCGUCAAGUUUGUUAUGGGAAACUGGAAAAUGCAGUGUGAUAUCAGCCUGGAGAACAAACUGGCUCUAAGAAACACAAAGUUGCUGGCUGCCUACACCAUGAUUGACAGCCGUGUUCCUGAACUCGGCUGUGCUCUCAAACGACUCGCUAAGUCAUGCGAUGUAUGUGACGCAGCAAGUGGAAGUCUCUCCUCCUAUGCCUACAUCCUCAUGCUACUGCACUACCUCCAGAAUGUCACACCUCCUGUGAUACCAGUCCUGCAACAGUUGAAACCACCCGGUGUCAAAACUGAGGGACAUGUUAUAGAUGACUGGGAUUGCUACUAUUAUAGAUUCACGACAAUAGAGGACCUGAAACAGGUAUGGCCGAGCUACCACACAAACACCAGUACUACGGCAGAGCUGUGGCUUGGCAUGCUAAGGUACUAUACAACCGAGUUCAACUGGAACUUCAAUGUGGUAACUAUGAAGCAGAAAGAACCACUGUCGAAAUUUGACAAGUGGUGGAUGGGCAAACCCAUGUGCAUUGAAGAUCCUUUUAAUCUGGAUCAUAAUUUGGGUGGUGGGAUCUCCAACAGAAUGAGGAUGUAUAUCUUGGACAGGUUCAUGGAUGCUUUGAACUACCACUGCAGGGAUCGAAAGUGGAAGAGCAUUAGACAACUAAUGGAUCCUGUGGAACUCAAGGGAGAAACACGACCACCAAAGUUCAUGAGGUGUCACACCUGUGGAAGCAGGGGACACAAGGCAUCAGAAUGUCCCAAAAAAGAUCAACUUCAACCUCAGCGGAGCACUCAACAAAAGACUAGGAAUCAAGAGAAGAGGACCAAAAUGAAUCCUCGAGAAAGAGUGGUGUACAAUGUUCCAACUCCCAAAAGGAGAGAAAUGACCCCACCGGGAGGGGUACACAAACCCAACCCAGUGAUGCCUCAGAUGUACACCAACAGCUCCCUCAUCCCAAAUAAUCCUCUUUCUCCUCCUCCACAUCCUCUAUUUCUGCCUACUUCAACUGCAGCCCAUCAGCACAGCCCCAUAUCUCCUCAGGGACCUUUUCUUUAUCCCCGGUAUCCUUCUGGCUUCCCCAACUUUAAUGCAAGCCCUGGCAUUCUUCAGGCUCCUGCAGUGACUCCACCACCAGCACUGAGCCUGCCCUAUGGACACUCUAACUCCUACCCUUCACCGUACCCACACAUGGUCGUCCGGCCACGGUACUUCAUGCCACAUACGGCUGGAAGGAGCCCACCGUACAGACAGUACAACCAGCAGCCGUCUGCCCUGUUCCAGCACGCACCUAUGGGUACUCCCACCUCCAUCGGUCAAGACCCACACGCCAUUCGACAGAGUAUUCCGACACACUACCACACAGAGUAACCCCGGAUUGCCUAAUCAGCACUUGUCAGCGCCACCUGUUUACUCAACCGACACGCAUGACUCUGCCAGGAAAGUACAAAAGGGAAGAAGAACACCGUCAGGAACACCACAGACAGAGUUGCUAUUAUAAUUAUUAUGGGACCAUGUAUGAGCUACCUAUGUUUUGAGUUAUUUUAUUUUUUGACGACCGA
This is a messenger RNA of Geodia barretti, 4347 nucleotides long. Lineage: Eukaryota; Metazoa; Porifera; Demospongiae; Tetractinellida; Geodiidae. The record is from the annotation of a GenBank genome assembly.